CCAGACUUUACUGCGCAUGCGCAAUACCCCAUAGAUAUGACGCGUGACCUUGCCUCCUUUAUAAAGGCCUUGGAUAUUAGCUUACUUGGCUAAGCUAGCCGUGUCUGCUUUACUGUGAGUUGUACAGCCAACAUUGACUAUUUAUAUUAUGUGUGGGUAUUACUAUCUGGCUAACUGGUUAGUCAUCGUGACGGCAGUAAGAAGGACAGUCAGCUAGCAGAGGAACCAUGGGACACGGAGUGGGCUGAACCGGAGGGUCUAGCAGCACACACCAAUUGUUUCCCACUGUGGUGUAUGACAUGGCCACGGCCUCAUCUAGAGCUGAGUCUAGCCAUAACCACAGAGGAACGUCACAGCUCCAUGCCAUUGUUUCCUGUGCCAAAAUCAAGAGGAAGAAAAGCCUGUUUGGGACUGCCAUUUAUGUGGAGGUGACAGCGGAGGGGGAGUCGCGCCGCACAGCGAAGUCUCACAGCUCCUCCAGUCCUAAAUGGGAUGAGAGGCUCACUCUGAAUGUAACACCGCACACACAGGUGGAUUUCAAAGUAUGGAGUCACCACACCCUGAAGGCAGAUGCUCUGCUGGGCAAAGCCACGCUGGACCUAAUUCAAGCCUUGGAGCAGCAUGACAGAAAAUUGGAGAAUGUGAAGGAGGUGCUGAAACUGAGCGUGGAGCAGAAGGGAGCUCUGGUUCACACUGGGGAGCUGACUGUCUACCUAGAUGGCUUGACUGUCACUGACCAGGAGGAACUGGCACCGCUUACCAACGGCAAUGCAGCAAAUGGCACCAAAGUCCAACAGAAUGGCGAUGCCAUCCAUGAAAAUGGAGACUCAUCUUCUUCAUCCUCAAGGGCUGCUAACAGCACAGUGAAUGGUACAGACUUGGGCCCGAGGUCAAGUUCCUGUUCGGUCUCCAAUGGUGUGGAUGGUCAGGUGCCUUCCAGCUCCUGCAGCCCUGCCCUUGGUCAUGUCGUCAAUGGAGACGCCACAGCCAACUCCACCCCAGUCCACCAACCCUCAGACAGUGACACAGAGAGUAGAACGGUCAAUGGGGAGUCCUGUGAUGCAGCUCUUGGGUCAUCGUCUGCUACAACAGGUGAUCUGCUGCCCCCUGCAGAUGACCAUGAGGACUGCAAUCAAGAUGCCGCCCUGCCAGACCCUGACACAGCACCAGAUAGCACAUCUCAAACCCUGCCAACCUCCACACAGGCUCCAGCCUCCUCCUCUUCUGCUGCUAAGCCUAAUGAUGGCACUGCUGCUGCUUCCUCCACAUUCACCUCCCCGGCACAGGGGGCCCCCACCAUCACAACCUCCUCAUCAUCGUCCUCUUCCCCCCCAGCAAUCGGCGAAGCAAAUGCUUCAGGAGGUGGCGGUGGUAGCAGUAGUAGUAGCAGUGCAACUGCAACUACAGAUGGGGCCAAGCCCAGACAGCAGACCCCCAAUUCUGGAGCUGCAGAUCCUCUGCCACCGGGGUGGGAGCAGAGGAAAGACCCGCAUGGGAGAACCUAUUAUGUAGACCACAACACCCGAACUACGACCUGGGAAAGACCACAGCCACUACCACCAGGUUGGGAGCGCCGAGUGGAUGACCGGGGCAGGAUCUAUUAUGUGGACCACAACACCCGCACUACCACAUGGCAGCGUCCCACUAUGGAAUCAGUCCGUAAUUUUGAGCAGUGGCAGAGCCAGCGCAGCCAGCUGCAGGGAGCUAUGCACCAGUUUAACCAGAGAUACCUCUACUCUGCAUCCAUGAUGUCUGCUGAGAAUGAUCCUCUUGGCCCGCUACCUCCUGGAUGGGAGAGGCGUGUGGACUCCAAUGACCGAGUGUACUUUGUCAACCAUAACACCAAGACAACGCAGUGGGAAGACCCCCGAACACAAGGGCUACAGAAUGAGGAUCCUCUCCCUGAAGGUUGGGAGAUCCGGUACACAAGGGAAGGGGUUCGCUACUUUGUGGAUCACAACACCCGAACCACCACUUUCAGUGACCCUCGCACCGGAAAGUCCUCUGUCACCAAAGGCCCUCAGAUUGCUUAUGAGCGCAGCUUUCGAUGGAAGCUUGCCCAUUUCCGCUACUUGUGCCAGUCCAAUGCUCUCCCUAGCCAUGUGAAGAUCACCGUCUCCAGACAGACGUUGUUUGAAGACUCUUUCCAGCAAAUUAUGGCCCUGAAGCCUUAUGACUUGAGGAGGAGACUCUACGUCAUCUUCAGAGGCGAGGAGGGUCUAGACUAUGGUGGCUUAGCCAGAGAGUGGUUCUUCUUGUUGUCCCAUGAAGUGCUGAACCCCAUGUACUGUCUGUUCGAGUAUGCCGGCAAGAGCAACUAUUGUCUGCAGAUCAACCCGGCCUCUGCCAUCAACCCGGACCACCUCUCCUACUUCUGCUUCAUAGGCCGCUUCAUUGCAAUGGCACUUUUCCAUGGCAAGUUCAUCGACACAGGCUUCUCUCUGCCUUUCUACAAACGCAUGCUGAACAAGAAGCUGAUACUCAAAGACCUGGAGUCCAUCGACCCGGAGUUCUACAACUCACUUAUAUGGAUCAGGGACAACAACAUUGAAGAGUGUGGUCUGGAGAUGUACUUCUCAGUGGACAUGGAGAUCCUGGGGAAGAUCACUUCUCAUGACCUCAAACCUGAUGGCGCCAAUGUUCUAGUCACUGAGGAGAACAAGGAGGAGUAUAUCAGUCUAAUGGCAGAGUGGAGGUUCUCCCGCGGGGUAGAAGGUCAGACCAAAGCUUUCCUGGACGGCUUCAACGAGGUGGUUCCACUUCAGUGGCUCCAGUACUUUGAUGAAAAGGAGCUUGAGGUGAUGCUGUGUGGCAUGCAGGAGGUAGACCUCCAGGACUGGCAGAGGAACACAGUAUACCGUCACUACACAAGGAACAGCAAACAAAUCAUCUGGUUCUGGCAGCUGGUGAAAGAAGUGGACAACGAAGUGCGACUGCGGCUCAUGCAGUUUGUCACUGGAACCUGCAGGCUUCCUCUGGGCGGCUUCGCUGAACUCAUGGGAAGUAACGGGCCCCAGAAGUUCUGCAUUGAGAAGGUGGGGAAGGACACGUGGCUUCCUCGGAGCCACACAUGUUUCAACCGUCUGGACUUGCCUCCUUACAAGAGCUUCGAACAGCUGAAAGAGAAGCUGCUCUUUGCCAUCGAGGAAACAGAAGGAUUUGGCCAAGAAUAGAGGGAGCAGUCCUCUGGUAUUUCUCUCCCUCCCCCAUCGCUGUUUAUUCAGCCAAGUAAAACAAACUAAAAAAGAAUUGCACAAGAUAACCACCAAUGUAUAUAAGCUAUUUUGUCAUUUUAAACCAAAUCUUAAUUUGCAGCAUCAUUUUUGCAGCAAUCCCGUUCCCCAGCCCUUAAAUAUUAUAUGAUACCCCAUCAUGAAAUAUGCAAGCAUUUCAGCAUUUUUGCUCCUCUGUUUCAAAACAGAAAUCAUGGAUAUUUUUUUUAAUUUCCUCCCCACUGCUGACUGGCUUUUUAAAAGAGACUGAAAGUGUUUUUGAGAGGAUUUUAUAGUUGAAGCGCAAUCUUCUUUUAAAGCUCUAGUUCUAUAGAGCUUCUAAAUGGCAAGAGUAGUAUUGGGGUCAGGUGCCUGAAUUUUUUUUUUCCCCCGUUGGACUCAUAGUAAUUGUUGCAAUUUUUUGCGUGCUUGCAUGGCUGCCUCUAAAGAUGAGAAGACUGCUGUGAUCUACCACCACCUAUACUAUACACACACAAAGGCAUUUUAGCAUGGACGCUCUGUCUCUUAAUGAGCUUUUUUACCAUUAUCAUCGCAAAGGAAAAGUUUUCAGGAUGGACUGAUCUGAAGCAGAGAAUAACCCUCUCAUACAGUUUUUCCCUCAUUGAGAUUCUGGACACCAGCCCAGAGUAAGAAGCACCAUCGGGUCCUCCCUCGGAUGAAGACACGAGAUAAGAAAAAUACUUUGUGGAGAAAGGCUACUAUAUCAAAAGGAAUGUGGGGAUUCAAGGAAAAUAUUCUAAAUCGAAGUAAAAGGGUGAAUUGUGUGUGUGGUGGCUGUGGAGACUGUGGUUCACAGUUCUGAUGGGACACUGGAUCUGUUCCUGGCCACCUAGACUGCAGCCCACUGCUUCAGGUGGCAAGUAAGAUACACACCAGGAUGACACACUCACCGUUUUCAUGUAAAGACUGAGCUGUUUGGAAAAUUGUCACAACAAAAGAGACAAAAAACCGACUCCGGCUCAAUGGGUCGUGGCUGAUUAUCUUUUGCCUCUUUUGAGUUUUGAUCUAGGACUGAAAAGUGUCUCAAGUCCUAUGAAGCCACUGUGAUUUACAGAGCAACAGACAUGAUUAUGCUUAUUUGAUAACUUGAAGAUCACAUUUACUUAAACCCCUCUGUUGUAGACAAAUACUGCUACAGUGCAUUUUGCCAUAAACAUUAUCACUGUAACAUGAUGCAUACCAAAUGAAACCUGACAUUUUAAUCAUUAAAAUCUGAGACAGUAUAUGAUAUCUGGCCAUCUUGUGUUGUAAUAGGGUCCAAAGGACAUCUCUUUCAAAUGAAUGUACAUUCGUACAGCUUCUCACUUAUUACCAACUAUUAACUGAUUACAACUGAAGCCGAUGCGGCAUAAAAAUCCUAGCAUUAUUGCAAAAAUGUCAUCAUUAUGGCAGUAAAUGUCCUUUUUAAAGUUCUAAAAAAACAUAUCAAAUUUCAUGUCUUGAAUGACUUGAAAGCAACUUGUAUAAAUAUUGCAUGCAGGCAGCACAGACUUUAAACUGGCCAGGUAAAAUAAAAUAAGCAUUAAACUAAUUUUUUGAGGGGCUGAUGGGUCAACUAAAAAAUCUGGGACUUCUGAAAGUAUUUAGUGGGUCAUUAACCUGUAUGGUAUUGUACAUACAGUGUGUAUCUGCUAUUUGGCUGUGCAGUCAAUAGCGUGACUGCAGAUAAGCUACACAAAAUAACCUUCAAGCCAUAGUGCUGAGCCCUCUUUCCUGAGAUCAUCCAAUUUAAUUUAUUCAACCCAUGUUCAAUCUCAUUCUCAGGUUUUGUGCUGAGGUGAGAUAGCCUUAGUUUAAUAAAGAUGUGUGUGUGUGUGAAUCAGUUAAGUUGCGGAAAAAAUGAAAACUAGCCUUCCACACACAAAUAAUGAUUAUAAAACGUAAUGAGUUAAUGAGACACUAAAGUGCCACAGACCAAAUAACGUGUGGAAACCUUCCACAGCUAACUCCUCCGCAGCCGAAGUCCUGCUUGGAGACUGACACAGCAUUGCAGUGCUCUAUGUUGUGCGUUUUUGUUUUUGCACCCCCCACUUUCCCCGUGUCCUUUCUUUCCGUUUAAUGCUUCAGGGGACAUGUCCUCUGUUUUUCAAAAUGUUCCGUCUAACUCCAUUGUUUCUAAACUCUGGUGCUUAUUCUUUCAGUCAGUGGUCUAAACGCAACUAUGGCAGUGGCAGGCCAUUCUCCUCGUUUCCUCUAGCAUCGUGUUUAUUUCAGACCACUGCAAACAGCAGCAAGCUGCUUCAGACUUUUUCUAGUUAUCAGUCAUGUAUAUAACAUGUAUUCAGCUGUCCCUGUGGAAGAGCUGGAAGGAGGGACGACAGUAUGAAGAAAAACAUUUACUGUAGCAAAAGGAGCCGACUUUUAAGAGAAGUCCAUACUGCAUAACUCUGUGCUUCCUUUUGAACAGAAACCUGUAAUCAAAGAAAAUCAACUGUGUAUGUGAAUAUUCAUUGUAUAAAGAUAAUGAAAGUAAAUAAAGUACUUAAAUAUUAUAAUUAAUUACACAGAGCCGCCGCUCCAUUGAUGGAAAUCUGUGAUGCCUUUUGUUCUUAUCAGAAAUAGAUGGGACGUUUCGGGUUGCCUUCAUUGUAGCCAGUACCAAGAUGAAGUAUCACCUGGACAGGUGUAUUCUCUCAAAGCAAAGCUGAUUCACAGUACUGUCCAUCAUUUCAGUACGUGAUGAUGCAGCAGGGAACUUAUUACUGUGCUGACUGCGGUUUAGGCCGUCUGAAACGCAUCCAAACUGUAACAUAUCGCGUGUAGAUACACACUGUAAACACCAACUACACUGUACAGAAUGCCCCUUUACUGGAGACGAUGUGUAUAGAAGAUUCAUUUUUAAUCUGCUUUCACCCAUUUUAAUGAAGAGAGAUGGAUUUAUGAGAUACAAAUAAAUAAGUGAAUAAACCCCCUCCAUGACCAUGCUUUCUUUCUUUUCUUUUUUUGUUGUGUGAUUAUCGGGGGAUGAGAGGCCUUCUGCUCAGGAUUCACAACAAAACUGUUGGCGAUUUUUAUUCUGUUCUUAAAGAAAAAUAAAACAAUGUACUCUUGAUUUAUCCUUUGUUUUGAUUGGAUCUUGCCUGUGGAAAGAACCAUAUUUAAUAAAUGUAUCUGACCAUC
Messenger RNA from Sebastes umbrosus (honeycomb rockfish), 6353 nucleotides. Its product is annotated as NEDD4-like E3 ubiquitin-protein ligase WWP1. Gene Ontology annotation, molecular function: ubiquitin protein ligase activity; protein binding. The record is from RefSeq and is a predicted model, not a curated record. The transcript has 25 exons. The coding region runs from base 300 to 3173 and encodes 957 amino acids. NCBI's taxonomy places the organism in Eukaryota, Metazoa, Chordata, Actinopteri, Perciformes, Sebastidae. Gene Ontology annotation, biological process: ubiquitin-dependent protein catabolic process.